Aspergillus fumigatus Af293 is the source of this 2382-nucleotide messenger RNA. RefSeq names its product HET domain protein. NCBI's taxonomy places the organism in Eukaryota, Fungi, Ascomycota, Eurotiomycetes, Eurotiales, Aspergillaceae. The record is from RefSeq and is a predicted model, not a curated record.
AUGGACCAUAUUCCAAACAUUUACCGCCCUGCUCUUGGGCAUAUUCAGGUCCCAUGCCUUCUUAGCAAGGAAUAUCGGUGUGAUUAUGCCGACAAAGAUUUCUUUUCCUUUCCCGAGAGGCAUGGGUGGGACUUGUGUGCGAUAAUGCGAAGGGAUUUCAAACGAAAUGGGCUUGAAACGCCUUUGCGAGCUGCCUCUCUCUUGCAGGCAUGGCUUUAUUUCGGAUUUAUGUCCGAAGUCCUGAAAACCGAGGUCUUGAUAAGAGAUUUUCUAGAAGAAAUCGAUGGUCAGGAGGUUAUCACAACAAAAUCUUUGCCAAGGUACAUUAACAACUGGCAAGAUGAGAUUAUCAGUCUGCCAGAGAUUGUGAAAGAGGAGAAAUUCCACUCCACUUUAGAGUUCUUUGGUGAAGUUGAUGUAUACUUCAAUGCAGCUACUCAAAACCCCCCAGGCAAACCGCAUUCCCCCUUGCCACCAGAGGUACGAUUAUCAAUUUCAGUCCUUCAUGCAACUCUUUAUUUUGCUAUGAUGCAUAUUUUUCGGAACGAAGACGACCCCUCACCGUCGAAUCCUAAGGAGUUCAUCCACGGCUUCCCUAUCGACUUUAUUGAGACUCGACUGCGAGGCCAAGGCUGGUGCCCAAGCGAUAUUGAACUUCUCAAAAACGGAGGGCUUGGGUCAACAUCCAUUUUAGAGCUCUAUUACGCAUAUCUCCUCGGGAACAGAGACGUCAUCAGGGACCAUUCCGGCUGUGAGUCUACCUUCAUUGGACGAUUUGCUUGUACAGCGUUCAAUAUCACCGAGGACGAUUACAAGCCAGCGCAUGUGGCCGGUUGUUCGAGAGAUUGCAGAGCUAUCGAAGUUGAUCAGAGUUGGCUGGAACAGGUCACUCAAGUAGGACGACUGCCUCUCAUUACUAUAUCUACAGACAAGUCGGGCGCAGCAUAUUUAGAGGCACGAGACAGUGACUACAACGCUGAUUAUGCUGCAAUAUCCCACGUCUACGCAGAUGGCCUUGGAAAUCCGCGCAAAUGUGCAUUGCCGACUUGCCAACUUACACGACUACAGAGUAGGGUAAAUCUUCUCAAUAACAAGAGGAGUGCGGCAGCUACGGAUUCCGCCAAUCUUCCCUUCUGGAUGGAUACUCUAUGUAUUCCCGUGAGGAGUGAUAUGGAUGACGUCAGAAAGACGGCCGUUAGAAAUAUGGCCAUGAUCUACAGAAGAGCGCAGGUGGUUCUUGUGCUAAACGCGGAGCUUGAAAACCAUUCGUGCCAUGCUUCUUCUGAGGAAAUCGCCAUGAGGGUCAGCACUUGCUCCUGGUUCAGAAGACUGUGGACUCUUCAAGAAGGAGUGCUUGCUUGCAACCUUUAUUUUCAGUUUCAAGACGGAGCUGUCAAUCUUGAAUCACAAGGAUUGUCAUGCGCAGGCCACGGAAAAAGGUUCUCAGUCAGAAGAAGGAUCCAGGCGCAGGCUAUCAAGCCAUAUACACGAAUAUGCGCUUUCCGCAAGAUGCCAAGAGAGAGACGCAUUCGCGAGAUAUACACUCUCACCCACUGGAGAACGACAAGCAAGGAUGAAGACGAGCCAUAUUGCCUAGCCACGCUUCUAUUAGCAGACCAGAUGGUACUACAGAGGAUAACCGCGACUAAAUACUUUUAUAAAAGGAGAGAGGAGUUUAUAAUGGGUCAGGGACUUUUUCCUGUAAAGACGCUAUUCUUUCUUGAAGUUAGAGUUGGCACCCGAGACCCACCAAUUGGCUGGGCAUUGCGCAGAUAUUUGUACAGAUCAGAACCCGAACCUGUUCCAGCCAGUGAUCCUCUUGCUCUCGUUGAUGAAGCAGGAUGGCAUGUCCACCUGUCUGGUAUAACAUGUUCUGUUUCUGAUCUCCCUGUCAAGCCUGCUGAAGGCCAUCGACUUCCAGACUUCACCAUUACAGAUGACAAUAAAGAUAUUGACCUCGAACUCUCCUCCUGUUUCUGGCUCAGAGACCAGAAUCCGCCUGAGGACUGGAGAGGCGUUCUUUCUGCCUUUGGAGCAUUGAAGAUUGGUAUCAUCAUCGAGCAAUGGCCGCUGAAUUACCACGUGCGACAUGAUGGAUUCACAAGCUUUUCGCCAACUCGAGGUGCUGUAAUAGCCAUCACGAAAGAAACAACAAGCAAGUUCACCGGCUUCUUUUGUGGAACUGUGGUGAUUUCUCGGGUUGGGUCUGGCCAAACAAGCUCACAUGAAAUACUCUUAGAUAUGCUUUCUGGAUUUGAUGUUUUUCAACAAGAAGGUAGUCCUCCGGUACAUCAUGUCCUUCAACGGCCAAAACUUCGAAAGGAUGCGAUUCCAAUAAGUGGUCAGCUUUUUGAUGAGAGUUGGGAGUGGUGUAUCAUGUAA